ACCAGACAGCUUUUUUUUCACUCGACUGGAUCGGACUGGACACGCUCGUGAGUGGGAGCAUUCACAACACAUCAUGUUGGUCAAAGUGAGAUUUGGUGAAACUCAGAAGUAUGUUAAAGUUGCCCAAACUGAAGAGGGCUAUGAAGACUACAAUACAUUUCUUCAGAAAGUCAUAGAAAAGUUAGGUCUUCCAUUGCAGACCGAGCUGCAUGUCACAGAUGAUUCUGGGACAGAAGUGGAUGCGGAUGUGUAUGAGGAGCUUUUAAAAGCAGGGAAUCUUAUCAUUCAUGUGUCCACAGAAAAGUCUACAGUUGUGCUUAAUCAAGAUUUCUCACAUUCUACGUCAGAGUUGCUUGUGUCCGACCAGUCAUCCUCUGUGGCGUCUGAUUCAUCAGAUGCAACAGUGAUUCAUGAUAGAAACAAUGUAUAUAAAAGAACCCACAUUGAGCGGGAAUCAGCAAAUGAGAUGGUGAGAAACGUUCUCCAUUCUAAGCCGGGGGGAGAAAAAAUCUUGCACGAGUAUGACAAAACAAAGACAUUGACGGAUGCUACACGGCGACAAAUGGUAAACCUCCUGGUUGCAGACAUGAUGGAAGUACAUGGGAGAAUACCACCAACCCAUGUGCGAACAAAAUAUGCUGUUGGCAUCACCACUCUAUUUCCCAACCUUAGUGAUCCAUACUCUGGAAACGGAUAUGAACACUACUAUGAUGCAGAAAGUGGGUCUGGCUACUUGGCCUGGAGGAUAAAGACCGUCCAGCGCAACACUGCAGUUCAAUCUCGGAGAUGCUCCACCAGCACUACGUAUGGUCCAAAGAGCAAGAGGGAUUUUCUCCUGGCUGACAAGCAACUGUUCGGCGAGGAAUGCCGUGAGGCAAUAUCCUUAUUGAAACAUUCAACUGAUGUGUCAGUUGUCAAAGAUAAGAUGAUGGCAACAUUUCAAUACCGCCAGACGCUAGUUCAGGACCAGCAAAACUCUGCAACAGUCUUGGAUGUGUUCCCGCGGUUUCUCGACAUCCCCGGCUUGAUUGACCAAGAUUUUACCAUGAUGUUUGGAGAAGAAGUUUCUGGCAGAUUUUUGGCAAAAUGGCCGACGUACUUCAAACCCAGGCUCCUGGCAGACUGCAAGAACCGGACUUCUAAUGAGCAUGUUGAAGAACUCUUGUCUGCGCAGCAAAACUCAAAUGAGUCUGGUAAGUGUGCCUCAUUCUGCCUUUAAAACAUUUACACAACAGAUUCUUAUCAUCUUACCUUAAGUAUUGUCUUUGGCAUAAUCUGUCUUUUUUUAAAUAAUAUUUUAAGAUAGAAAUGUUUCUGAACAUCUUACACCUAAUUCUACUUUGCUC
Messenger RNA from Carassius gibelio (silver crucian carp), 1346 nucleotides. RefSeq lists its product as uncharacterized. The transcript has 8 exons. The record is from RefSeq and is a predicted model, not a curated record. NCBI's taxonomy places the organism in Eukaryota, Metazoa, Chordata, Actinopteri, Cypriniformes, Cyprinidae. Bases 74 to 1219 code for a protein of 381 amino acids.